CUGAAUGGUUUUUCAAACGUCAAAAUACUGUCACUGUGCCGAUCCUUGUGCUGGAAUAAAAAGGGAGUCUAGGCGUAUUUAUAAAUAUAAACCUGUUUAUAACAUUAUAAACAAUGUCGUAGCAUCUAUUUAAUCAGUUUCUGAGUAGACUAGUCCUUAUAUAUAUAAGUUUUAGUGGCAUAACCUUCCGAUGAUGGCACCAUCUCGUCUGGCACCGUUUCGUAGAUUGUGCCAUUGGGGUCCAAUUGCGGUUUUAGGUAUAAUAAAGUUAAUAACAUGGGCCAUGGUCCAUCUCAUAGGUAUGUGGUGGCCCCCGCACACAUCUAUCCUAGCAGCCAUACAUGCUAGCCUGUACUUAUCCCUUGCAGCAGCCACUUUGUAUUAUUUCCUGCAGAGUCUGCUUGAAGGACCUGGGUAUGUCCCCAUGGGAUGGAAACCUGCCAGAGAGGAAGACACACAGUACCUACAGUUCUGUUCAGUGUGCAAUGGUUACAAAGCUCCCAGAUCGCACCAUUGUAGAAAAUGUGGUUAUUGUGUAAAGAAAAUGGACCAUCAUUGUCCAUGGAUCAACUGCUGUGUGGGCCACGAGAACCAUGGUUACUUCACAUUAUUCCUCUUCUCUGCGGUGCUUGGUUGCCUUCAUGCUUCCAUAGUGCUCUCAAUAUGCAUGUACCACGCAAUCAACCGUGUAUGGUACGUACAUAACGGCACGGGUCGCGAGCCCAUGAUCUACCUCACGCUCACCACGCUGCUGCUGACGCUACUCGCUAUUGGAAUGGCCAUAGGCGUCGUGCUCGCUGUUGGGGUGCUUUUGUACUUACAGAUCCGUGGCAUUCUCCGGAACCAGACCACGAUAGAAGACUGGAUUAUAGAGAAGGCUGCGGGCAGGCGCGAGGAGCUUGGUCUGCCGCCGUUCGUGUUCCCCUACAACAUAGGAUGGAAGGCGAAUUUCAAGAUGGCCUUGUUCAGUUCCCAGACAGAUGGGUUGACUUGGCCGGUUAGGGAAGGAUGUGGAGAGUAUGACUUGACGAGAGAGCAGCAAGCCCAGAAGCUGGACAAGCGCCUCCGCUCCCGGCUGUACACCGCGACCCACCCGUACAACGGUCGCUGGGUGCCGCUCGUCGCGCACCCGCGCGCGGCGUGCGGCGCGCCCUGCAGCGACGAGCCGCGCCUGCCGCUGCAGCCCGGGGACGUGCUCAGGGCCACCAGGCAGAGGCGGCACUGGUUGUUCGGUGAGAAGCAAGUGGUGGGGUCUACCCGAGGGUCGCGAGGUUGGUUCCCGCGCGCCUGCGCCGUGCCCACAGACGACCUGUGCAAAACCAAACCCGACUAGCCAUGUCGGGUUUAUUGCAUAAGACUGGUAUAAAUAAGAAUAUUUAUAUAAAAAUAAUGCAGUUUAAAUUAAUAAAUUUACAUUAUUUUGCAAAGAUAAAACAGGUCAGUGAAUUUUAAAUUGAAAUUUGAUUUGAUAGUGAAAAACCCUCAGAUUUACGAUUGGAUAGUGAGCUAUGCAUUUAUUUUCACUUUUGUAUUUUUUUUAUCUCCUCUUCAAUAACGUCCAACACAAUUCAAUUUUCGUUAUACAAAUCAUGAAAAUUUCACAUAUCAUAUGCAAGAAUGCGCCUCAACCUAUCCAUUUAGCACGCACGCAGAAAUGAAAUGAAAUUCUCUAAAUGCUAACUUGCUGUUACAUGGUUGCACUUGUGCGAAUAGAAAAUCCGUCAUAUGGUUGCAUGUGAUAUGGUUGCACAAGUGCAACCAUGUAACAGGUGUUCUAUUUAUUUUUAUUUACAUGCACCUACGUUCGUAAAAUUAAAGCUUGUGUCACUAUAAAUUUUAUUUCAAAUUCAUUGUUGUUGUCACGAUGAACAAUUGCGAUACAGUAUUUUUUUCCACUCUUACAUAUCUUCGUGGGUUCUGAACAAUAUUCGCAUAUGUUCAACCAUACACUUUCUGGAACUCGUAUUACAAUGGUGCCCAUUGAAUUUGAUAGCAGCUUUCGAAAUAUAAUUAUUACAGCAUAAGAUUAUUACUGACAUUAGUUUUUCAAAAAUUUGCACAUUUUUGGGUUAUUUUUUAAUUUAUUUUAACUUGGUAAAACUUUCAAUCUCUCAUCUUAACAUGAUUGAAAUUGUAAAAUGGUUGCUUGCGUGUAAAGACUUCUAAAGGUUCAAUCAUCGCCUUCUUGAUCUAUCCACUAUACGUUAAGGGUCGGUAGCGGCUCGCCUGCCGUUCUGUGCAACUACUAAGCUAUGAGUAAUAUAAUUUCAGCCCUGUAUUAUAUACUGUCCCACUGUUGGGUAUGGGCCUUCUCUACUACUGAGAGGGAGCUAUGAGUAUGCUAUUAAUAAUAAUGGGUUAUUUAAAUCAUAUCAGAUAUAAUUUAAAAUGCUAAAUGUUUUUUUGUUAAAUUUUACUUACUUAGUUCUUUAGUUUGAUUUAUUUUAAAGUAUUAUAUGAAUUUAAAUAUAACGAUUUUAUAAUUUUUAAGUAAGUUUAUAGUUCAGAAUAUUUGUAUAAAUAAUAAUUAUUUAUGAAUCCUAUAUUAUAUAACUGAUUUCACGAAGGUUACAAUAUUGCCAAUUUUAUUGUACUUAUAAUGUUUAUAGAUAAUAUUUUACAUAAUGCAUGAACCUUACAGAAUUCAAGACACUAAAGUAAAUUAUUAUUCCAAAAUUAUUAAGUUUAUUAAGAAAUAUUUUUUAUUAUUACUUAAAAGAAACAAGCGUAUAUCUUACAGUUUUCAGUUUUAAUAGAAAAAAAAUCUAUUAAAUCUUUACUCUAUUUUACGAGAAAAAGAGUGAAAUUUUGACUUUAAUAAAUACAUAACAAAAUGAGUAUUUCUCAAAAUAAAUGUACGUAACAAAAUAGUUUUUAGGAAAUAUUAUAAGGAUUUUGUCCGUCUCAUCUGUUUCUUUUUUUUAUGUUAAUAUAUUCAUUAUACGUAUUAUUUGAUAGAACGUAUAUUUAGACAAACUAAGAAAGACAUGACAGAUAUGUUGGUAAUAACUAUUCCAUUAUUUUCAUUUAUUUUGAGAAAUAAAUGAACGUAACGAAAUUUUGAGAAAUAGUUUAAUAUUAUAUCAUCCAUAUUUUGAGCUGGUUUGAUUAAUCAUGUCACGUGCCCAUUGCAAUCUGUAUCUCUAGUCAUCAUUUACUGUGAGAAGAAUUGAUCCCUUCCUGACCGAAUUUCGGCCACAGCGGCCAAUGUCAACGGAGAUCAGCUCAGGAUAUAAUAUUAUAGUGCACAAGUGUGUGCGCAAUACACAGAUGCACUAUCUGUUCCUUCUCUCUCAAAGACCGGUGAUACGGCAAUCUGACAUGACCGGAGAGAGAUCAGGCGCAGGACCAACGGCUUUAUGUGCUUUCUGAGGUACGGGGGUAUUAAAUCGCCAAUCUCCUGACUCCGAGCUGCGACUGAUUAAAAAAAACCAGAACAUUUGUGUGGAAACAAAUGCUGCAAUGCGACUCGUGGCUAACAUCAGGUUGGCUCUUAAUAUUUUAUGAAAUCUGUUAAAUUCUAAUGUAUCUAAACUUCGAAGACGAAGUGUGAGGACUUCCAAAUGGGAUUUCAACACUUUGCUAUGAAUGUAUUCAUAUUAUCUAUAGUUUGACCAGGAAAAAACCUUAGAGGGCGCCACUUUUGCUUUUACUUUUUAAAGUUAACCUCAAUAAAAGAAAUUAGUUCCGUAUUUUACCGCAAUGUGGCGCAAUUUUUUAUUUGCCUGAUUAGGUUUAUGUUAGAUAAUUUGACGAAAAUAAACCGCUAAAUUAUCUACAGAUUUUUUUUGUUAUACGCUAUUGAAAUUUAAAUACAAUUUCUAAUCGAAUUAUUUUCCGAGACAAAGAUCAUGUUAUAUUUUUUUAUAGAAAUUUAACGCGUUGAAAAAUGGUGCUUAUUAGAUGUUGUGAAGGUUUUUAUUCCAUUUUAAGUGUGUUUUUAAAAACGCUGUACGUCUGUUAGGUUAUACAAUGUUUUGUCUCGCUUCCUCUUACGGUAAAUGUCAUUUAACAUUGUGAAACAAAGCAUUUAUUAACUAUUAUAGACAUUAAUAAGUAAGGCGGUAAAAAAUUAAGGAAUACUUGUAAGUAUUUAUUUUUGUGUUUUCUAAACAGCAGAUUUUUAGUAUACGAGUUCGUUUGAGUAAGAUAUUUGGAUCUGCCUGGAUAGCGAUCACACGGUGUAAAACCCCUCAGUGAUCGCGCUCUGGCUUCAAACAGGCCGACAAAAUUGUGUCGACUGGCUAGGGAUAAUCGUCGAUACUCUACCCUACCACACUUCCCACCAAAUGCAGUGGGAUCAUUUUGCGACAUCCGUAUAAAAAUAUCACCACUUUAUUUAUGCCUUACAAGCAGCAGUUUGCGAGCACUUGUAUUUAAGCUCAUAGGUCAUUGUUACCAGAAUAAUUAUCGGCUCUUUGUAUUACCCAACGUCUGAAAGUGAACAGCAGUUUUAGCGCUUUCCAUGGUGAUCACCUUAUACUUUAGGUUUCAAUGUGGGCUAGAUAGUUUUUUGUCGGUUCCUGCGUCGGAAGGUGGUUAGGGUUUCUUAAAAGAAAAAUUAAAUCGUGAAAAUUAGUGAACACCGGUGAAGGCGAACGUAUGGUGCGACAUGGUCGUGAGAUUACGACCAAAAUACUUUAAUAAGGAUAAAAAUAACUUGCUUGUAUCGUUCAGAAAAUAUGUGGGUUUUAUUGCACUGUGUGUUAAGAUGUAUCACAGAGAAGUGAAUAGCGGUUGGCAGGUUAAUUGACUUAAAUGACAUUAUUUUUCAAAUAAUGAAGGUUUAAAAAACGGAGAAUAAUAUGCCGAUUUCAAAUAUGUAUAAAACUCAAUGUCGCUUUACAGACGUUUUCAAUAAACGAUCUCAAUCUCAAUCUUCAAUCCGAUUCCAAGAAUGGACCAAUCAAAAUAAUUCAUUAGUAAGCAUGUCAAAAACCUUUGUUCUGAUUGGUCCGUUUUUGAGAUCGAUCGAAAAAUGGAUUGGGAUUAUUUAUUUAAAAUGGCGGUAAGUCAAUUCGUCUGCUAACCGUCGAUAUAUUGUUAGUAUUAUAAUACACCGACAUUAUCAUAUCGAUGGUUAAAAGGCUAAUUUACUUAAACGACAUUAAGUUUCAUACAUAUUUAAAAUUAGCAUGUUACGCGCCGCUAUCCUAGUCGAUGACAUCGGGCGUUUCCGGAAGUAUUCGGCUCCGCGGGCAGGCUGGUAGAAUAGAAAAUAUGUCACGCGGCGACUAUUCUAUUAUUCUGUGUUAUUCUCUCUGGUUGGUGGUUGUCAAAAAAUGUCUAAAAUUGUAUUCUGUAAUUAUUUUGCUAAUCUAAUGUUUACUGUAAAAAGAGCCUUUUAACAAAUGUUUUUCGAUGUUUUUUUUAACUUAGUUAAAUUUUUUCGAAAAAUAAUAUCGCUCAAGUCAAUUAGCCGUCGAUAUUGUAAAAAGGGGUGGAUAUAAUUUAUAAAAAUUAUUUAACCGUUACACGAAUUAAUUGUAAUUUUGGAAUUUAUUUUAAUGAAUAUUAAUUUUAAUGUUCAAACAGUCAGUUAUUUUGUUUAAGCUCGGUUUCUUUUCAUCCCUUCCAUCUUUGUUUCUUUUUCCAUUCGUAUUCUCUAUGACAAUUUAGAUUCAUAAAAAAUUCUUUACAAUAUAACCUCAAUUCAUGAAAAAUAAUGUAAUCAAUAGACGAUUAAGGUAAGCAUUGAGUAUUAUUAAAUAAAAUAUUUAUAUUAGGGACAAAAAUAUGACCCUUAUGACUAGUUAGAUUCCUUUUUUCAAUUCCUUAUGGAAUCUACGUUGUCAUAGAGUAUUUAACUUGUAUUUUUGUAUACUUAUACGAUUUGCAGUUCCUAGUUGUUGGUUGCGUAUUUUACCUACUUACUGUUUAAUAUAUUUUAGAAGUUUUUCAGUGUUAUACUAGUAAUAAGACUAAAUGAUGUACUAAAUGUACAUGGUGUUAUACAAGGAUAUGUAAAUAUUUCACGUUUGUAUGUUUUAUGUAGUAAGGAAUUAAAUGCAAUCGGAAAAAAA
This is a messenger RNA of Manduca sexta (tobacco hornworm), 6023 nucleotides long. RefSeq names its product palmitoyltransferase ZDHHC6. Gene Ontology annotation, cellular component: Golgi apparatus. Lineage: Eukaryota; Metazoa; Arthropoda; Insecta; Lepidoptera; Sphingidae. Gene Ontology annotation, biological process: protein palmitoylation. Gene Ontology annotation, molecular function: protein binding; palmitoyltransferase activity. The coding region runs from base 191 to 1333 and encodes 380 amino acids. The record is from RefSeq and is a predicted model, not a curated record. The transcript has 8 exons.